UGCUUGGUUUCCUGAGGGGAGCGGCAUCUAGGGUCUUAAAUGAAUGGGGCCCCCAGCCAUGGCCCUGUCCCUGCCUCUGGGCCCUAGACUUGGCUCAGAGCCCCUCAACCACCCACCGGGAGCACCUAGGGAGCCGGACAUUGUUGGAUGCACCGUCUGCCCCGCGUCCGGAGAGGAGAGCACGAGCCCAGAGCAGGCCCAGACCCUGGGACAGGACUCCUUGGGCCCUCCUGAGCACUUCCAGGGUGGGCCAAGGGGCAAUGAGCCUGCCGCUCACCCCCCAAGAUGGUCAACACCCUCUUCCUACGAGGACCCAGCUGGGGGCAAGCACUGUGAGCACCCCAUCUCUGGCCUGGAGGUACUAGAGGCUGAGCAGAACAGCCUGCACCUGUGCCUGCUGGGGCUGGGCCGCCGGCUGCAGGACCUGGAGCAAGGCCCGGGGCACUGGGCAUUGGCCCAGAGUGGGAUGGUGCAGCUGCAGGCCCUCCAGGCGGACCUACGAGGGGCAGCUGAGCGUGUGGAGGCACUGCUAGCGUUUGGUGAGGGGCUGGCACAGCGGAGUGAGCCCAGGGCCUGGGCAGCCCUGGAGCAGAUCCUGCGGGCCCUGGGAGCUUACCGAGACUCCAUCUUCCGGCGGCUCUGGCAGCUGCAGGCCCAGCUGGUCAGCUACAGCCUGGUGUUCGAGGAGGCCAACACGCUGGACCAGGACUUGGAGGUCGAGGGAGACUCGGACUGGCCAGGACCUGGUGGGGUCUGGGGGACCUGGGCACCCAGUAGCCUCCCCACUUCCACAGAGUUGGAGUGGGAUCCGGCGGGGGACAUUGGGGGCCUUGGGCCCUUGGGACAAAAGACAGCCCGGACACUAGGAGUGCCCUGUGAGCUGUGUGGCCACAGGGGGCCCCAGGGCAGGGGACAAGGCCUUGAGGAAGCAAACAUGGAGUCUGGCCUCGGCCACCAGAAACGCUUAGCAGGUCACCAAAGACGCUCCCUGCUCCGGAAGCCUCAGGACAAGAAGAGGCAAGCAUCUCCUCAUCUCCAGGAUGUGAGGCUGGAGGGGAAUCCAGGGGCCUCCGAUCUUGCAUCCAGGCAGCCUCUGACCUUCCUCCUUAUCCUCUUCCUCUUCCUCCUCCUGGUGGGUGCCAUGUUUCUCCUGCCCCUGUCAGGAGGCCCCUGCUGCUCUAACGCCCGAAUACCGAGGACACCCUACCUGGUGCUCAGCUAUGUCAAUGGUCUUCCCCCAGUGUGAUGUGUGUAAUAAAUGGUCACUGUCAAAGGA
Messenger RNA from Gorilla gorilla gorilla (western lowland gorilla), 1276 nucleotides. RefSeq names its product spectrin repeat containing nuclear envelope family member 4 (gene SYNE4). Lineage: Eukaryota; Metazoa; Chordata; Mammalia; Primates; Hominidae. The record is from RefSeq and is a predicted model, not a curated record. Gene Ontology annotation, biological process: establishment of epithelial cell apical/basal polarity. The transcript is spliced from 9 exons. Gene Ontology annotation, cellular component: nuclear outer membrane; meiotic nuclear membrane microtubule tethering complex; nuclear envelope. The coding region runs from base 44 to 1246 and encodes 400 amino acids.